AUGUCUACCCCACAAGUCCCUGAGGAUCAACUUAUUGACCUUCUUCUGCAUCUCAAAAAGACGCCUCCGGACCAAGCGCGUACCAUUCUCAACUCGCAGCCCCAGAUUGCAUAUGCGCUCAUCACCCUCAUGACGAAAAUAAAUGCAAUCAAUGGAGAGGUGACCCAGAAAACACUUGCAACAUUCGGGACCUUACAGAAUGGAGUAUCCCCGCCAGCUUCAGUCCAAGCUGCUGCAAUCCCACCUCACAUGACCCCACAACCAAGCCGUGGAGGCACUCCUUUAUACCCAACGCCUCCGCCUAUAUCUUAUCCUGCUCAAGCGGCCCCGUCCAAUUUCCUCGUAUAUCCUACUGGAGGAAUGCCACAACCGCAACCAAAUGCAUACGGCGCCCCAUCUCAGGCCUAUGCAGCACCUCAACCCACAGUACCCGCAAUACCAGAUGCAUUGGCCGCCAUGCCAGAAGAACAGAGAGCUAUGAUCAUGAGCGUUAUUUCCAUGACCCAGGACCAAAUCAAUCGGUUACCUCCGGCCGAGCGUGCUAGCGUCAUUCAGUUG
Molecule: messenger RNA, 558 nt
Organism: Heterobasidion irregulare TC 32-1
Lineage: Eukaryota; Fungi; Basidiomycota; Agaricomycetes; Russulales; Bondarzewiaceae
Exons: 4
Biological process (GO): mRNA 3'-end processing
Cellular component (GO): mRNA cleavage and polyadenylation specificity factor complex
Molecular function (GO): mRNA binding
Source: RefSeq, a predicted model, not a curated record